AUGUUGCGCAUCCGCCGAACAGCCUUCAGCUUCCUUGGAGGGUUUGCGAUCGCUGACUUCUACGUAAAUUGCACGAAUCUUGAUGAUAUACAAAACGAACUGGGUGUGCAGGGCGUUGAGCGUGUUGCGAGUCCCAAUUAUUUUUCUUGGAUAUUCCGUUCCACACCUGUGAAACCGCAACAACCCGCAUUUGGCUCGACGCUGCGUGAAGACGUCGAGUUGCUGUUCCAGAAGUCUCCCCUCUCCGGAGCGGCCCUGGUUUUCACAGCGGUGUCACUUGGAGGCAUUUGGUCAUUGCUUGGUUCCUGCGCGGCUGUUGUGCUUGAUGGGGAUGAGGGUAGCGAGCGCUACGAUGCUCUGAAGCGUUGGCUGAAUGGAUAG
Messenger RNA from Trypanosoma brucei brucei TREU927, 381 nucleotides. RefSeq lists its product as hypothetical. NCBI's taxonomy places the organism in Eukaryota, Euglenozoa, Kinetoplastea, Trypanosomatida, Trypanosomatidae. The coding region runs from base 1 to 381 and encodes 126 amino acids. The transcript has a single exon. The record is from RefSeq and is a predicted model, not a curated record.